Messenger RNA from Vollenhovia emeryi, 3853 nucleotides. It is a transcript of the gene mts, whose product is annotated as serine/threonine-protein phosphatase 2A catalytic subunit beta isoform. Lineage: Eukaryota; Metazoa; Arthropoda; Insecta; Hymenoptera; Formicidae. Gene Ontology annotation, biological process: mitotic cell cycle; peptidyl-serine dephosphorylation. The coding region runs from base 242 to 1171 and encodes 309 amino acids. Gene Ontology annotation, molecular function: protein serine/threonine phosphatase activity. The transcript has 6 exons. Gene Ontology annotation, cellular component: cytosol. The record is from RefSeq and is a predicted model, not a curated record.
GCGCUCGGCUCGGCGUUCGGCCAUUUUGUGUGAAUGAGCGCUCUCCGCUUUCACGGGGUAUUUGUGUUGCGGGACUCUCGCGGCCACAGUGGCGGAGAUAAGGCUCGGAUGAUUUAGUUUCGUGCACGCAGGGACACGCACGGCGACGGAUUACAUGCGCCAGUGAGAAGGGUGCGCGACCGACCGACCGAUCGCCCGCUCCGCGAUUAAAAACUCCCCGUGCGAGACUGGAACAGGUACGAUGGAGGAUAAGGCGUCGCUCAAGGAACUUGACCAGUGGAUAGAACAAUUAAACGACUGCAAACAACUGACAGAAAGCCAAGUGAAAACCCUCUGCGAUAAGGCGAAGGAGAUUUUAGCCAAGGAAUCAAAUGUACAAGAAGUGAAAUGUCCCGUGACGGUAUGCGGGGAUGUACACGGGCAGUUCCACGAUUUGAUGGAGCUGUUCAGAAUAGGUGGCAAAUCACCUGAUACGAAUUACCUUUUUAUGGGUGACUACGUCGACCGCGGCUAUUAUUCGGUCGAGACUGUCACUUUACUCGUAGCUCUCAAGGUGAGAUAUCGAGAGAGAAUAACCAUUCUGCGAGGCAACCACGAGUCGCGGCAGAUCACACAGGUGUAUGGGUUUUAUGAUGAGUGCUUACGUAAAUAUGGCAACGCCAAUGUGUGGAAAUUCUUCACGGACUUAUUCGAUUAUUUACCACUAACGGCCCUGGUCGAUGGCCAAAUAUUUUGUUUGCAUGGUGGCCUGUCGCCGUCGAUUGACACGCUGGAUCACAUACGCGCGCUAGACCGUCUUCAGGAAGUGCCACAUGAAGGUCCCAUGUGCGAUCUGCUUUGGUCAGAUCCCGACGAUAGAGGAGGAUGGGGCAUUUCGCCACGUGGGGCAGGAUACACCUUUGGUCAAGAUAUUUCGGAAACGUUUAACCACUCUAAUGGGCUGACACUUGUGUCACGAGCUCAUCAGUUGGUCAUGGAAGGCUACAAUUGGUGUCACGACCGCAAUGUCGUGACUAUAUUCUCAGCACCUAAUUACUGUUAUCGUUGCGGAAAUCAAGCUGCAAUCAUGGAACUGGAUGAUGCUUUAAAAUAUUCAUUCCUACAAUUUGACCCAGCACCAAGACGUGGAGAACCACAUGUUACCAGGCGAACGCCAGACUACUUCCUCUAAAGAACUAGACUUCAGGGCUAAGUGUCAAGGUAGGGGAAUGGAAAUGCGAUCCUGACUUUAUAGUAACGCCAGAAAACCAUAACUUACAAUAGAACAUCGCUAAAUGAGUGCGAGGCUCCGAUAAUGUCCUCACACGUACCACAUAUAGCCCCAAGUAUUAUAUCAUGGCUCACUUUGUGGUGUCUCAUUGAGAGAUAGAAUAGAUUACACGCACGUUCUGUGCGUGCCUUACACGAUACAUGUAGACACAACAUUGUACACUAAAAAGGAAAAAAUAAUACAAUAAUGUACACGUAUCGAUUAAAUUCACUUGUAGCAUUGAGUUUUACAACUUUUAUUAUAUCCGCUUGUAUUUUUAUUAUAAAAGAAAACUGAAUAUAUAAUAAUGCACACGUUUGCGCGCAAUAGGUAGAACAAAAAAUAUCGGUAAAAAAAUGGUAUUGUUUUGUAAUCUUGAAUGAAAAUACUGAAACUCGUCGAGAAAAAUUUAUAUAAACAAAGCAACAUCGUGUGUAUUUUAAACGAUCGUGCGUUCUAAACGAAAUUGAUUGUCAUGCAAGAUUCCAAGAAAAUAUACCAAAAUGGUCAUAAGUUAUAUUUAAGAGAGUGUCACGUUAUUAUUAGUGUGAAUGGAGCAUGAAAUGUUCCACUUGAAGGAAACGCAAGGUGAGUUGAUGCAACAGUUAAAUUGGCAUUCAUAAAUCGUGCCAUAUGAGAAUUUAAUAAAUAUAAUUUUCAAGUAGAAAAUUAUUAAAAGAUUUAAUAUGGCAUUACACAUAUGCAUUCAUCAGAAUCAUGAUGAGUAAUUGUUUCGUUAGAAUUACAGCCACAGUAUUUAUUUUUAAGCAAAUGGCAUAGACUUCUUUUUAUUUAAAUGGCAUAGAAAUCCCCUGAAAAGGCGAAUGUAAAUCUUGUUCUCGUUGAGCGUAGCUUUCUAUUAAUCCAUAUUAUUUUUGCGAGGUAAAACGCGUAUGUACAAUAAAGGAAAAAAGUGAUGAGAAUGAUAUCUACAUCCGCACUUUAAAUGUUUUUUUUUGUUUAGGCAAAAUGGGUAUAUUUAAUAUUUUACUGUACAUAAAAUUUAGUUGAUUUGAUUAAUUUUUCUAUCAGUUGUAUUUUUAUAUCGUAAAUUUGUCUUGUGUAAUUGUAGACUACUGCAAUAUAAAAUUGUAUUACACUGGUUAAUAAUUAAUAAUUUUAAAAGAUACGACACUUUUGCAUCAAUUCUAUCUGCCUUCUAAAGUGAAACACGUACUUUAUAUCGAGUGAAUCUAUGCAUUCGUGACGGUUGAAUUAAAGAAAGAAAAUUGUUUGCUUGUAAACCUAUCGACGAUCUUUUUACUAAUUAAUAGAUAUGAAAUGAUGCUUCUGGUAAAUAAACAUGUGUAAUGCAAGCCAAAGCAACCCAAUGUCAACUUUUAUAUUCGUUAAAUGCAGGAGCAAUUUGUGUACAAUGAGCAGCUAAAAGGAAAAAAAGAACACUUGAGGAUGUAAUUAUAAGAAUAAGCAUUGCAAUUCGACUAUAAUGCAUAAUGAAGCAAUUACAAUAGCAUGACGAAGGACGACAAGGCGAAUGAGAAAUGUGUUAGAUGCACAUUGUAGCAAUUAACUAAGACUGUAAAAUCCAUAUACAACACAGGAUGCAGCGCGGAGUUAACGCGAGCCUUCUGCACAAUGCAGGCUGAGCAUUUUUUUUCUUUUUUUUCCAUUUCUAUACAAUAUGCGUAUAUACAUAAUAUUCUCUAGACUACAAUAAUAAGAAUAAAUUUUCCUAUAGAACAAAAAUGCACUUGUAGUAUUAUAUAUAAUGCGACGAAAUUUAAAGAUAUGGCGAAGGAAUAAUAGGUACCAGCAAUUAUUAUAGCUAAUUUUAUAUCUGCUCUAUUUAUUGCCCUCUCACUGCAUACCGACCUUCAUACGACGGAUGAAAUUAAUAUGAUAUAUACUGAAACACUAGUAAAUAUGCGUUUCGGUGCAUAGUACCUUAAUAUCUAUGUGAAUAUUAUCAUAUUUUGAUUUCACAUUGGCGUGGCAAACACAGGGAGGCUAUUGUACACGGUGUUCAUUUUAGCAGAAACAAUGUCUUAAAAAUGAAUGAAUUUUACACAAGAACAGUUUAUAUAAGAAUUAAUUCAUUUUGAACAUCUUAUGGAUGCAUUUAUUGGAAGUCGAGUGGUUUCCGAAAUUUAAUGCUUACUUUUUUUAAAAUAAACUAUACAUUUUUUGUUUCAAUUUUAAUACAUCAUAUCUUAUAGCUUUGUAUGUAAAAAGUAUUAAUAAAAUUUGAAAAGCGUCAUAAACCAAUUCAUAUUUGAUUAUGUACAUUUUGUGACAUAUUCUGAUACAUAAAUAAUUGUUUGAAUACCUAUCUGCUCAUUUUUUAUAAAAAUGAAACACCCUGUAUUUUUAGAGUCUCGUUUAUACAUUAAAAAUUUUUUGUUGGUCUAAAUUUCAAAACUACUCUCGUACUGUAUAAAUUAAAUCAUUACGCAUAUAUGAUAAUCUUAGCUGUUUGAGAGAGAGAGAGAGAGAGAGAGAGAGAAAGAGAGAGAAAGAGAGUGAGAAAGAAAUUAGUUUCAUUUUAGAUUUAACUUUAUAGAAAUUUAUAUGGUUAAUUCGAAUAUUACAAUAUGUGUGGAGCAAACUUUGUAUAUCCUAAUAAACUAAAAAUUUUUUGUGAUA